AUGGCUCUUUGGCAGAUACCAUUCGACAUGCCCACCCUCCUCAACUCCACAUCACCCCUCAACUCCACCUCGCCCCUCCCCUCCAACACCACCCAACACGCCACCACCCCCACCCCCACAGGACACAUCCUCUUCACCCCCCGAUACCACUACUACGCCUCCCGCUACUCCUGGCUAUGGAUCCUGAGCGCCAUCUCCAUCCUCGUCAUGCUCCAUCUCCUCCGUCUGUUGCGGCACCAUCAUCGGCGGCAACGCACACGUCUGAGAAGGGAAGUGAGGGGGUAUAAGGCUGUGGCGGGGGAUGAAGAUGAUCGGCAUACUUCUGAUCCUUCGUCUUCCCCUGCUUCUGGGACUGGGAUGAGGAAGAGGGCGGGGUGGGUGACAAGGCAGAUAAGAGCAGUAGGAGCGGGAUGGAGGAACGUGAUGUACCUCUCCUCUUUCCCCGCAUGGCUGUAUAUGCCAGAAACAGUAGCGGACGCCGUUUGGACAUUGCUGUAUAUGGGGGUGUAUCUGUUCUUUGGGCUUAGUAAGACUUCUUCGUGGUUCCCGAUGAGGAACGAUAACGUCGCAAACCAAUUCGGCGUCAUGUCAUUCUCCCAACUCCCCCUAAUCCUCCUCCUCGUAUCCAAAAACAACCCCAUCUCCUCGCUCACCGGUAUCACCUACCAAAAACUAAACUACCUCCACCGCGCUUCUUCCAGGCUUUGUUUGUUGACGAGCUGGGUGCAUGCGUUGUUGUGGACGCCGAGAGUUUGGGCGGCGGGGGAUACGAGACCUUAUUUGCUGUUUGGUAUAGCAGCGUUAACGGGCUUUACGAUGCUCUGGAUAACGAGUUUCCGGAUCAUCCGUCGCGUGGCGUACGAAUUCUUCUUGGUGGCUCAUAUCCUCUUUUCCAUAAUGUAUCUAGUAGGCGCGCUCUUCCACUGGAAAUGGCUCCAUUAUUGGGUCUGGCCCGCCCUCCUUAUUUGGGGGGUGGAUAGGGCGAUCCGGUUUGGGAGGUUUGUUUAUAUCAAUGGCUUCCUUCUCUUCGCUUUUGGCUCGAGGAAGAGCGGGGAAAGAAGGGCAGGUGAAGGGAUUGGAGAAGGGGAAGGAGGAGACGGGGAAGAAGAAGAGGAAGAGGAAGAGGAAGGAGGAGGAGGAGGAGGAGGAGGAGGGAGAGGGGGAAGAGGAAGGUGUAAAGUAGAGUUGCUGGAUCACGACGUUAUGCGGAUAACCAUCAACCGCCAAAACUGGAGCUGGAAAGCCGGCCAACACGCCUUCAUAUCCGCCCCAAGCAUUUCCCUCUCCCCCCACGAAUCCCACCCCUUCUCCAUAGCCAACGUCCCCACCCCGUCCUCCAACGACGCCAUCUUUCUCAUCCGCAUCCAUUCCGGCUUCACCAAAAGACUGAGGCUGGCACUGGGGGGUGAUGUGGAGAGGGGUGUGAGGAUGUAUGUGGAAGGGCCUUAUGGGUAUGCGCAUUCGUUGGAUGGGUAUGAGGUGGUGGUGUUGUUGGCUGGUGGGACUGGGGUGACUUUUGGGUCGGGGCAUAUGUUGCAGAUCUUACAGAACGCCAAGGAAGGGGCUUCCGCCGUCAAACAUCUUCACCUGGUGUGGCAUAUCCGCCAUCCAGAAGAUAUCGAAUGGCUCGCUCCCCUCCUCAACCUCGCUGCCUCCCUCUCCGGCCAAAGCGAGAUAGACUUGAGGGUGGAUGUGUAUGUCACCAAGAGUCAUGCGUCGGACGAACCUCUCCCGCCGAAUGGGAUAAGCGAGAGGCUGGCGGCUAUGGCGCCGGAUUAUUUGAGAGAGAGGUUUGAUGAGGCGCGGAUACCGUUGACGCCUUUUGGGGCUGAACCGGGGACGCCGGGGACGAUGGGUGGAGGGGAGAGUCGGGAUGAGACGAUCUUACUGCCGAAGCCGCUGCCUCCGAUGAUGGGCGGGACUAGGGAGAUGGGCAGGGUGGGCAGGUUUGGUCUGACGGGGGAGGCUGCGAGUCUGGUCAAGUGGCAUAGGGGCCGAGCGGAUUUGGGGAGUAUCGUAGAGGAGGAUGCGAGGGCGUGCGAGGGGGCUAUGAACGUUUCUGGCAAGUCCCUUCUUCUCAUGUAA
Molecule: messenger RNA, 2085 nt
Organism: Cryptococcus wingfieldii CBS 7118
Lineage: Eukaryota; Fungi; Basidiomycota; Tremellomycetes; Tremellales; Cryptococcaceae
Product: ferric reductase transmembrane component 4
Exons: 6
Coding region: 1-2085 (694 amino acids)
Biological process (GO): intracellular iron ion homeostasis; copper ion import; iron ion transport
Cellular component (GO): plasma membrane
Molecular function (GO): ferric-chelate reductase activity
Source: RefSeq, a predicted model, not a curated record